GCGGCGGCGGCGGCGUCAGCUGAUCGCGGCGCGGCAGCGGCGAUGGACUUUCUCCUGGGGAACCCCUUCAGCUCUCCCGUGGGGCAGCGCAUCGAGAGAGCUACUGAUGGGUCUCUGCGGAGCGAGGACUGGGCUCUCAACAUGGAGAUCUGCGACAUCAUUAAUGAGACUGAAGAAGGACCCAAAGAUGCCUUCCGAGCCAUUAAGAAAAGAAUCAUAGGGAAUAAGAACUUCCAUGAAGUUAUGCUGGCUUUGACGGUCCUGGAGACAUGCGUCAAAAACUGCGGCCAUCGUUUCCAUGUCCUUGUGUCCAGCCAGGACUUUGUUGAAGGUGUCCUGGUGAGAACAAUCCUGCCCAAGAACAAUCCGCCUGCCAUAGUGCACGACAAGGUGCUGACCCUCAUCCAGUCCUGGGCGGACGCCUUCCGCAGCUCACCAGACCUGACCGGUGUCGUCGCUGUGUACGAAGACCUGAGACGGAAGGGCCUGGAGUUCCCCAUGACUGAUCUGGACAUGCUGUCACCCAUCCACACACCACAGAGGACCGUGUAUAGCUCUGACUCGCAAUCCAGACAGAGCUCACCUGAUGUCAGCUCCCCUCAGCAGGUAGAGUCCAUCCUGCACCCUGUCACCCUGCCCAGUGGGAGAGGCACGGCCAGCGAUGCACCCAUCACACCCACACCAGAGCAGAUCGGGAAGCUGCGCAGUGAGCUGGAGGUGGUGAAUGGGAACAUGAAAGUCAUGUCAGAGAUGUUGACGGAGCUGGUGCCUUCCCAGGCUGAGCCUUCUGACCUGGAGCUGCUGCAAGAGCUGAAUCGGACAUGCAGAGCCAUGCAGCAGCGUGUGCUGGAGCUGAUUCCCCGUGUCCUCCAUGAACAACUCACCGAGGAGCUGCUCCUCAUCAAUGACAACCUCAACAAUGUGUUUCUGCGCCAUGAAAGGUUCGAGCGUCUGCGGACAGGACAACCCGUUAAGGCACCAAAUGAGGCAGAGAACAGCUUGAUUGACCUGGGACCCAGUACUACUCCAGUGAAACAGCCUGAAGUCACCAACAACCUUUCCUCUCAGCUGGCUGGAAUGAGCCUGGGCACGAGCAGCGUCAGCGCGGGGCUGCGCUCCCUUGACACCUCUGGCAAGCUGGAGGAAGAGUUUGACAUGUUUGCCCUGACACGUGGCAGCUCGCUGGCCGAGCAGCGCCGAGAGGUAAAGUACGAAGACCCCCAGGCCUCCAAAGGACUCGCUGGGGCCCUGGAUGCCCGGCAGCAGAACACAGGCACGGGAGAGUCUGGUGCCUCCAGUGAUGGAGCCCAGCUGACUAAGUGGAUGAUGCGGCAAGGAAUGGUGCCAGUUCCCCAAGCCAAUUUCAUGGAAGACAUAGAGAAGUGGCUCUCCACUGACGUGGGAGAGUCGGAGGAUGCAAAAGGUGUUACCAGUGAAGAGUUUGACAAGUUUCUGGAAGAGCGAGCAAAAGUUGCAGACCAGCUCCCCACUUUGUCCAGCCCCUCAGCAGGGACGUCCGUGUCCCCUCCUGCUACCAGCCAGCACCGGAAGCAAGCGAAGGAAGAGGAUGCUAUGUUUGCCUUGUGAAUGCUAAGGACUUUGGUGUGCUGUGGAGCAAGAGGCUGUGUGUGCUGUUUUGCUUGCCUCCCACCAGGGGCCAGCAGGGGAAGGACACUGUCCCCUUCCUCCACUCUCUUCCUCUUUCCCUUCUGAGUUGUUUUUAUUUUUAAGCUGCUUUCAGAUUAUCUUCGUUGUGUUUAUGGAUGUCACACAAUAGACUUGUGAAGGGGGUUUUCAAAGCUGCUAGAGAAUGAGGGAGUUCAGUGGGAAGGGUUUCUUUGGUUUUGGUACGGUGUGGGCAAAGGGGAAGAAGCUCCCUGUCCUCCUCUCCAGUGAGGCAGUUAAGAGAUCUUGCCCAAGAAAUAGGAGAGGUUGCAGUCUGCUAUUGAAGUCAUUCCUGCCUGCCUCUUUCCUCGCCCCAUCCCUGGAAGGGCUCUCCAACCCUGCCCGCCGGAGUUAGACUGGAAAGCGUGGGGACGGGAAGCAGCACAGGUAGCAGAGGAGGAACACUGACGCUAGAGGGACCCCAUUGCUCUAGGUUGUCUUGUGCAAGUGCUUAUGGUACGCGACACCGCCCCACUCACAACCCCUUCUCCUCUCCUCCCCUUCCCCAUCAGCUUGUCCAGAAUCCCACCCACAGCCCGAAUGUUUCCGUUGCGUGGCAGGCAGUUACCAGAGCCCUGGGCUGCACGGGGGCUCGAGCUGUGAGUGGUGCCCAGGCCGAAGGGGCUGUCUGUCACAGGGUAGGAUGUGCCUUCAGCAACCUCUUUGCAGUUAAUUUAAUUCUCCCAUUACUCUGCUUUCCUGCCGUCUUUCCCGGUUGCCAUCCCACCUCUCUCUCUCUCUCUCUUCCGCUGCUGCCUCCCACCACAUCAUGCUGCAGCGUGGGGAACUUCUCACCAGGUCAAUGCUGUAGACCCUCUCUGGGUAUCAGGGUGUACUGAGGCCAAGGAGCUGCAUCCUCUAAAGCAGGAGGCCCUUCCACUGACGCUGUCACACCUGUGAGGACAUGCUGCUGCUGGGGCAGCUCCUUUCAGCUACUGAGCACAGGGGUGCAGCGAGACAUCAGCCGUCUGCUGCUAGCAAAGCAGCCCCACAGCAGCCAGGGACGACGGGCUGCUUCUGAGCAAACCCCACACGCUGCCCAACUGCAGGAGGCAGCCAGGGAGGAGGGGGCUGAGCCUGGGGCUCCUGCUCCUGGGAUUUCUUCUCGAGCGUGGGAGAAGUUGCCUUUUUUUUUUAUUGCGCAUUAAAAGGAGCAAAGUCUCGA
This is a messenger RNA of Colius striatus (speckled mousebird), 2830 nucleotides long. It is a transcript of the gene TOM1, whose product is annotated as target of myb1 membrane trafficking protein. Bases 43 to 1587 code for a protein of 514 amino acids. The transcript has 16 exons. Gene Ontology annotation, molecular function: phosphatidylinositol binding; clathrin binding; ubiquitin binding. Gene Ontology annotation, cellular component: endosome; membrane. NCBI's taxonomy places the organism in Eukaryota, Metazoa, Chordata, Aves, Coliiformes, Coliidae. Gene Ontology annotation, biological process: signal transduction. The record is from RefSeq and is a predicted model, not a curated record.